AUGGAUGAAGAAAAGGCAGGGCCAUCACGACCUAGGCAGACGUCGCGUACAUUGUACCCGGAUCUGCAUUCAGCACAUGCACAAAUUCUGGGCCGGCGGACCAUGAGCGUCUCCCUCGCAACUCCUAGUCGAGGUGAAACACGCUUCCCUCUGAGUCCUGCGAGCUCUGCAGGUGAGGAUGAAAUCGGGUCUUUGGUGGCUGGGCAUGAUGACAUCCCACUUCAGGACAUGUCUUGCCACCGAGUGAAUUCAGCGCAUGGACUUCUGCAAGAAGCAGACCAUCAUCAGGAGUCCAGCGCUAUCUUUGAGACGUCCGAUAUUGCCAAUGAUUCUGGACAUUCUGGACAGUCCGAGGAUAGACUCUCUGCUACACUCGACGAUAUCGUUUCCCAAUAUGCCGUCGCACCUACUGGUGACUUGAGUGUACCUUCCACUGUGUCAGAUAAUGCCAGUCAAAGCUCCCAUGACUCAGGGCUCCAUCGACCCAAUCACACAACCGAAGACGACUAUGCUUACCAUGGCAAUCCAGGAACAUUCCCUGGCCGAAACGCUCGUGAUGCUUACACCGAUAGCUUGUUGUGUCUAAAAUCGCAGGCGAGUCUCACUCAGUCUCUGGGUGAUGUUGAAGACCUUGAAAGGCAGGAUGAAGAAUGGGAGACAUCGCCCGAGAGCAGCCCAAGUGGAUUGUUGACUCCUUCCAGACUCCGGUCCCAUAUUCCACAGAGAGACACGCUAGCCACUGCAGAGUCCACCUUUGCUGACAAAAGCCCUGCAACACCUUGGGAUCCUCUCACAUCGCGAAAACAGCGCACCCGCCAAACCGAUCUUCCUACCGACAGAGUCCCUCAGUUACUGGACCAAGAACCAUAUCCACUUUCACAUGAUCAAACACAUCAUACUCGCGUGCUUCGAGAACAACAAAAGGCGUCGCGGAACAUGUCCAAACAAGGAUCAACCAGAUUGAUGAUGAGCCGCACUGCCCGUGCUACUCACGGUCUUGAGCAGUGCCAGCAGCCUCGCCCAGUGCAGUCUCUGUCCAGCCCGAACCCUUCGGCGACAGCCUCUUCUGCCCAGCUCACCUUUCAACGACCUUCAGGAGUUGCAUCGAGCUCUUUGUUCCCUCGAGAUACAGCAAGUGCUCUUGCUUCCAGCUCCUUGUUUCCUCCAGCCUUGGGCAUUCUUCCAGAUUUCGAACGGAGCACUCAUGAGAAUCGCCUCUCGAUUUCAGCUUUACCGAGCACUUCAGCUGAAGCAGUCCAACGUAUCUUUGAUGGGCCUUUCAGCGCCGCCGCCUCCUCCACCUCUUUUUUGAUCCCGACGGCAAGCAAUCACUGCCCAACUUUCCCGCUAACUGCGGAGCGGCUCGGCGUGCCCCGGGUGCCCGAAAGCCUCCGGCUGCGGGUGCCCGGGGGGUGGUUGGAGAAGGCGUGGUGUUCUGUCCACGACAGAACCGAGUUCAGUCAUGCCGCCCUGGUCAACGGCGCCGCUGGCGUCAAGGCUCGCUCCGUCGACAUCCAGCGCCAGGCUGGAAAGGUGCUGUUGGUGGUCUGCAUGGCCACAUUCGUGGUCGGUGGGUUCGUGUUGGCCCAUGACAUGGGCAAAGGGGGCGCCUUGUCCAGUGGGGCAAUGGCGGAGUUGACGAGGUGGCUCUCGGGGCGGGAGGACGGUGUUGUCGCCCAAGUCCACCCAGUGGACGCUCAACUGGCCCGAGCAGUUGAGCGGGUGGGCUUGUUGGUGGUUGUGGUUGGGUUGCUGGCGUGUGUUGGUGUUUUGGUCUGGGCCGCCGCCACCAUGUGA
Molecule: messenger RNA, 1797 nt
Organism: Exophiala dermatitidis NIH/UT8656
Lineage: Eukaryota; Fungi; Ascomycota; Eurotiomycetes; Chaetothyriales; Herpotrichiellaceae
Exons: 1
Coding region: 1-1797 (598 amino acids)
Source: RefSeq, a predicted model, not a curated record